Messenger RNA from Hippocampus zosterae (dwarf seahorse), 1181 nucleotides. It is a transcript of the gene fxyd3, whose product is annotated as FXYD domain containing ion transport regulator 3. The record is from RefSeq and is a predicted model, not a curated record. The transcript has 8 exons. Gene Ontology annotation, cellular component: membrane. Gene Ontology annotation, molecular function: sodium channel regulator activity. Gene Ontology annotation, biological process: regulation of sodium ion transmembrane transporter activity. NCBI's taxonomy places the organism in Eukaryota, Metazoa, Chordata, Actinopteri, Syngnathiformes, Syngnathidae. The coding region runs from base 292 to 558 and encodes 88 amino acids.
GGAUCAGUCCUGGUUCGCCAGUACGUACUCUCAGCUUGCUUGUUGCAACACAAGAAACCGAGCUGGGAUCAGGGACGAAUCCACCGUUUUGACGCUCUUUUAACUUCCCUUUCCCGAACGCCUGCCAACCUGUGGAGCUUUUUCAGUCGAGAAGGGUGUUGACACACCGAGCGGACAAGAAUCCACAGCACUAUUCGUCGCAUGAUCUCCGAUAUUAUUCGUCACUCAAACCUCUUCGUUUUUUGAGGGGGAGUCCAGCCUGUCGAGGGCCAUACAUUAACAAGCGCAAAGAUGUCAAAGAUCUGUGCUUUGGCGUUAAUGGCAACUGUCUCGCUGGUGUUUGCUGAAGAGCAGAAGUCUGAAGAUGACCCAUUUACCUUUGACUACCACAGACUGCGUGUUGGAGGUCUGAUUCUUGCAGCUGUCCUUUGCCUCAUUGGCAUUACCAUCCUGUUCAGCGGCCACUGCAGGUGCAAGUUCAAGCAGGACAAAAGAAGGAGGGCAGGAAGCAACACUCAGGCAAUGCUCACCGACAAAGGUCGUGCCUGUGAUUGCUAGAAGUUGACGAGAACACGAUGAUGUGGGAUACUGCAGAGGCAGCAGCAUUUGAGACCCAAGUGGAAGGGAUUUUCAUUUUUAAGGAAACCAACCUGAGUUUGAAAGAUGUGGGCUUGUUGCGACUCAUUUGUGACUGACAACUGCUCUGUGGACUGCUAUUCCAGGCACACACACACACACACACUUGUUAAGGCUUUCGUGUCAUAUUAUUCAAUUCAAUUUUUUUACUUUGUCAUAAUUAUUCAUCAAUUUGGGUUAAAAGCUUGAAUUCACCUUUGUCAAAGUGACCUGUUACACAAACCAAUUACAGUUCCUUAUAUAAGUUGUGUCAAUGUACCGGUAUCUCACUACUCAGUAUUGCGUGUUUAAGAAAAAUGUAGAGCUAGGCAUUAGCGACUUACUGUAAGCACCCUAACGCAUGUUUCAUGUAUCCCUGUCACAUACAUAAAAUGUACAUCGUAAUAAUUAUCCAUGAGUGACAAUAUGUUAAAGAAGUUGUUAAUUGAUGAUAAUCUUUACAUUUUCCUACUCAGCUUCUUUGAGCAAUGCCGUGGACGUCACCGUUCAGAAACGCAGUCUGCCAUAUUUCAAUUAAAGGAUCGUUGAAAUAAUAACAAUGAAAA